CAACAUUUUAAAAGUCUCAUUACAUCAAGGUCUUUAAUCAUGAUUCAGCAGUCGUAAAAUGUUGUAAAUAAUACAAGCUUGGUAAUAAUCCUCCGAUCUAUUCUACUGCAAUGAAGACUCUUAGAAGAACACACGACGUCUUCGAAACCGAGAAAAACAUAGUUGAGGAACCAGAAAUCAAAAAUUUAAUGUUGGAUCUUGAAGACUGGUUCAGUCUUAUAGUAAAAUCUGAGAAUAUACUGAGUUGGAAAAAUCCUCGAUCAACAUUGCUUGUGAUAUUUGCAAUCACUAUUUUGUUUCUGUUGGUUCACGUAUACGAACCACCGGUUCUGUUUGUUAUCGGUUGUUCAGGAUUGCUUUUAAGCUUAAUAGACUACUUCGGACCCUUAGUUUUGUCUAGAGUGUUCAAUAGGCCUCCAAGUUACGAGGACCACUGGUGUUAUUGGAAUUUUUGUAGACGUCUUGUCCACAUGCGUCAUGUACUGACCAAGUUUUUUGUUCUUGUGCAUAAAGUUCGAUUUAGAAACGCGACUCUACAUUUUCUAACUAGUUCAUCUGUUUUGUGCAUAGUUGGAUUUGUUGGACUACAUAUUAGUGAUUUGUGUCUGGUUUAUCUCCUAAUACUCGUUUGCUUUAUCACACCAAAUCUGCAUCCUAAAGGAAUACUAAAGCAUGCCUAAAGGCUUCUGUUUGCACUUAACGUUUAGUUAAGUGGUUAUUUACUAACCAGUCAGACACACCAUAAGCUCACUUAAUUGUUAACAAAAAACCAGAUCAUCUUGAUAAGUACAUUCACAAAACUCAACUAAAGUAUCACAACAUGUAUUGGUAGUAACGAAAUCCACUCAUCAUACAUGAUAAUUAAAUUGCCUUGUUUCUCGAAAUAAAAACAUAUCGUAAAUACUUAUGUGAUAAAAAUUAGUCUAUCUAGAUGCACACUUAAGUAUUGUUUUCUACUCAUAUAGUGAGCAUGAUUUGUGAAUAAAGAUAGUAAAUUAUUACCGAUUAGUAAAGAUGUGAUUAAUGCAUACACGACGUGAGUACACAACCAUUAUGAGCAGUGCGCUUUUUUCCGCCAAUGAACAAUUUAUACAAUACUUUGUGUCAGUAGUGCUUAAUCAUCCCCCGAAUGCCCUGUUACGGCUGAGGGUGGGGAGAGCCAGCUAUCCCUCUCGAACUGCUCUCACAUGGUCACGGGUAUACAGCCACUACCAGGAAAUUCCUACUCACUACCUUCUCGCGGCACCGAAAAGCGAAUGUCAGGCGCCUUAAAUUGGUCAGUGGACACAGAAAGUCCACCUAGGGGAGUUGGAAGACCCUGAUUCCGAACCAAUGGUGCACAUGGACCCCAGUAUCCUGAGGGAACAAAUGGCGUAUGAACCAGUAGUUGGUCGCCGGCUACCAUGGGACUGCAUCUACUGACGUCGCUUCAUUGCCUUGUGGAUCAGACGUUUGGGUCGAAGUCUCCGGGUGUGGUGCCCUAGGAAAACCACCUGCUCUGGUUUGGGCACUCGGGCAGUAUCAUGGCCCAUACACAAAUCAAGUGACUUGUGUGGCUCAUAGUAUUCUGUGCCCCUUUGUACCAACAUUAAUGUGUUCGAAGAAUAAAUAACGUCACAUAAUUGACUAAGUGUAGCUUUAUUUAUGUAUGUGACCUUGAGAGGCACUCGUAUGAGGUCUAGUAAUGCUACCCAACCAACGAAACAUGCAACAUCUGCUAGUUAAAAGUGCUUUCAACACUAAACCAUUGCAUCUAUAUGACAAUUAUGCUAAUUAGUAAUACACCCUCACUUAUGACUUGUUGAACAGUAAUGUUUAGUUGUGCACACUUGUUCACCACACAUAAUUAUGAUCUUCAUAGAGUCGUAACUGUAAAAGUGACAAAUCCUUUGUAAGAUCCUAUAAUGAUCUCCGAGUAUUAGUUUGGACAUUCCUAUUCAUGACACAUUCUUAGUGGUCGGUUGUGAAGAGAUUCUAGCAGCACUUUUCCUAAAGUACGUUCUAACGAUGCUGUCUGAAAAGAUCUUUCCUUUAGAAAUGGCAUGUACCUGCCCUUGCAGAAAUGGAUUUUAUUGUAUUAAGAGAAACGGGCCGAAUAAAGCUCAUUAGCUAAUUCAUUUCGAUCAAGCGCCAUUGAAUAUGAAAGGCACUCAACACACCUACGAUCAUAUGAAAAUAGCCAGCGACAAUAAGCCAACAAGUGACUGGGUCAAUACGAGGCUUGAGAAGUGUGAAUAAAGUACCCAAUCCAUAAACUAGAACAGCUUAAGUAUGCAGCAGUGUAUUUAUGAGCGGUAAUGAAUUGAUCAUGUUAUGUGUGUCCACAAUCUGGAACAUACGUUCAGAGAUCAUGUUCUUCAAACGACGAUUUUGCAGACAAGAACUUUAUUUGCGCAAAUUGUAAGAAUUUAUGGAAACUGUGACAAAUCAAAUUACAAGACCAGCCAUGUUUAACUAUCCCCACAAGCCAUGACCUCUUUUGGAAAAAUAUUCUUUGUUAUGUUUUCGUAAUUUAGAGAAGAUAAUGCUCUUUUAGAACGUGUUUUCAAAAGAGCCACUGUAAAGACAUUUGAACUAAGGAGUAAAUUACAAACUGUAAUUUAGAAAGGUGACGUCGAUACGAUCAUGAUGUAUCAUAUCGCCCAUAGUUCUCUACGCUUGAUACUUCUCAAUAAUAAAUCAAACUCAGAAGGACGCCCACCCAAAUGAGAGCACGAGAAAGCAAGUAGUAAAUUCGGUGAGAAUGUUUUCGCGGUUCGAAUCAAAACGUUUUAGUACAUUUGACCGAAAGCCACAGUAGUGCUAUCUUCAACUGAACCUUUUAAAAGAAGGCUCAGUGAUUACUUCGGAGUACAUAAUUAUCACCGAUUGACCAACUUCUCUUCCCAGGGUAAGUUGUGAUGUGGAGCAUGUCUGGUUAGUCAUAGACCCAACUUGAUGUCGGCUAAUCAAACUGGCCGAAAGUGAAAAUAUAUUUGUUUGUGGAUAAUCUUUCCUAUGAUUCCUAAUAUCACGGAUGUCACGUUAAUGGGCAUAUGUUUAACAAUAUCAUUACGUGAUCUUCAUUUGAAUCUAUGGUUGUGGAGCGAUGUUUUCCACACUGACAGGUAGGCUACAUAAUCCAUAGAGAGAUUGGACUGAACUUGCUUUAAGGUAUAGAACGUGAGCAUUAUGGGAGGAACAAGAAAAUACGCUUAUUACAUAACACAACAAAUAUAAUCCACUUCACUAUGACGAAUCACUCGUACGUCUCAAAACAUACACUUCGCGUGAACUCUUAAAAUGGAAACGCUUUCUCACAUGCUUUAGAUAUUUUUUAACCAGUUCAGUUUUAGGAUGUAUUACAUUGAUAUCAUCAUAUUAACAUAUAUCGGGUGCAUUUUACUCUUGGAAAGCAGUUUUGAGGGUUACUUAUCAGUUAACGCAACACUAUUGUCGACAUACUUUACUAAAUAUUCUGUGUAAACCCUUAAAUGUUGAUAUUAAAAUGAAUUAGUCUCCUGAUCAUACCACGUAUCGGUCGCAGCUAGAUCACAAUAAGACUUCAAUCUUUUAUUUUUUUGUGGGGUAUAUAUGCUUGUGAUUAACUCUCAGUUACUUGUUUGCUUACAUGAUGGCGACUUUUUAUCCAUCAUUAUCAUUCUUGUCAUCAUCAGCCGGCCUGAUUAUGAAAGAUAGAAAUGUUUUCAUGAAUCUGUAUAAGAAUUUCGAUCCAGUUAAAUUUAUCUUAUAAAUGAUUUAAAAACUUUCGGACGAUUGUGAAAGGUAGAAGAACUUUCCUUUUUACAGGUCAUUGUUUGGAUCCUCUGGUAUCCCAUAACUAUUCUUCGAUCUUUUGCAUCAAGAUUCCGGCCGCGAAUACAGAAGCUUUUUACCCGGACCCUGCGUGUAUCAAAUAAAAACACUGAGAAAGACCAGUGACACUAUUUUCUUAUUUAGUAUUAAACACAUUUCUGCUUUUACUUUAAAUAUUGUCCAACAUAUCAGUAUAUAAUUUCAAUCAAUGUUACUGGUUACAUAAACUAAUUUGUGCAUUGUCUUAAA
This is a messenger RNA of Schistosoma spindalis, 4044 nucleotides long. Lineage: Eukaryota; Metazoa; Platyhelminthes; Trematoda; Strigeidida; Schistosomatidae. The record is from the annotation of a GenBank genome assembly.